UCUGCGCCGGAAGUCAAGCGCUGCGCAUGCGCACUUCCGCUCCACAACAGCGACUUGUUCGGUGCAGCCAGAACGGUCUGUACAGUUCUUCAGCGGCCAUGGCGCUGAACAGGAACCAUUCGGAGGGGGGUGGUGUCAUCGUCAAUAAUAGUGAAAGCAUCUUGAUGACUUAUGAUCACAUUGAAAUAACAUUCCACGAUAUGGAACAUAUGCCAGAUGCAUUCAAAGGGACCAAGAAAGGCAGUGUCUUCCUGACGCCAUAUCGAGUUAUCUUUGUGUCUAAAGGAAAAGAUCCAAUGCAGUCAUUCAUGAUGCCCUUUUAUUUGAUGAAAGAUUGUGAAAUUAAACAGCCGGUUUUUGGAGCAAAUUACAUCAAGGGUGUAGUGAAAGCAGAAGCAGGAGGUGGUUGGGAAGGAUCUGCAACAUUCAAAAUGACAUUCUCAGCUGGAGGUGCCAUUGAAUUUGGACAGCGCAUGCUGCAAGUGGCAUCUCAAGCCUCAAGAGGCGAGGUCCCCAAUGGAGCCUAUGGUUACUCAUACAUGCCGAAUGGGGGCUAUGCCUUUCCACCCCUUGCUGCCAAUGGGAUGUACCCUUCUCCUCCCUCAGGAUACCCAUACCCACCACCACCUCCUGCAGAGUUUUAUCCUGGCCCUCCCAUGGAUGAAGCCAUGGGGUACAUGCAGCCUCCUCCACCUCCCUAUCCUGGGCCCAUGGAGCCACCUGCUGCUGGCCCAGACCUUCCUUCCACUCCAGCAGCUGAAGCCAAGGCUGCAGAAGCUGCGGCGAGUGCUUAUUACAGCCCAGGCAACCCUCAUAAUGUCUACAUGCCCAUGGACCAGCCUCCUCCUCCUCCUUACUUUCCACCAGAUGACAAGAAAACCCAAUAAACAGCCACAACACAUUGCUUCCUUAUUUCCAUUUGGCUAAAUGUUUAUUAGGGAUAUGACCGUUGUAAGGAGAGUCUAUCUCCCUCCCGUGCACGUAACUCCCACAAACACCAGUGGUAGAUACGUGUGCCAUAAGGAAAGAGAUUCUAAAAUUUCCUGGAGCGUCACACACAAAACCUAAGAAUUUGCUCUUCCUUCUAUAUGAUUGAGUAUUCAUCAUGAUGAUAUAAUGGAGAGGUCUUGUUCUUUCUCUCCCAUCCCAUCUUUCAACUGUCCUGGAGAACACUCUUUCCUUCAUAAAGACUACUUCAAACUGAACCAUAGCAACAGAUGUUGAAAUCAGGUUGAUGACACUUUGACGAGCUGACCAGCUUUCAUGUGGUGAAGUUUCAAAAGAAAAUCAACUUAGUGAGCUGCUGUUAAGUUCUUCAGUGCAUGAACCCUUCCACAUUACAACCAGGGAAAUGCACUGAUCUUCUGACAAGAUUGUCUAAUGACACAUACUUAGACAAUUGGUCCUAUUUGGACACUGGAAAUUUUCUGCCACUUCUUCCACAAGGUGCAUGUGUGUGUGUUUAUGCAUCAUUCAUUAACUUUGAACAUUCCUAUCCAAUUAUUUGUGCAUCUUGGUUAUUUUCUUUCUUGCAAUAACAAAAUUAUAACUGCAGAUUUCUGGUCAGUAAAGCAUCUGACCUCUAUGGUGAACUUUGUAGUUUAUUGAACAAGUGGUUGAUUAGUUGUCUGAACUCCAUUCUAACAGCUGAAAGUUUUCUAGAGAAGAAGAUGGCUGCUGCUUUGAACUAUUUAUUUGUGUAGUUUAUUUAAAUUUCAUCCCAAGUUUUUGGACAUGUCUUAACUUAAGUAAAAGCAUUUCCCCUUUAUUUGUAUGGAGUUCAAUAACCAUUACUCUCUCCUUUGAGCGAAUAGCAAGAUCACCUUCCAAUGAUGAUUCAGAUUAUGUCAAAACUAAUAAAUGGGGAGAAUGUGUGUAAAAGCACAAAAGCCUCAUGUGAACCUGCAUUUUCUGUUAUCCCCUCUAACUGGAAUCAUAAUACAAUUGAAAUCCCAUAUAUAGCAAAACCCAAUGGAGAGGAUAAACUGUGCUGUUGUCCCUAUUUUUCCUUUACAAAAUAUAGGGAGGGAAAAAUAGGAGACAAUGUUAGGAAUUGGUCUUGUAUGACAGUGGUAGUGGCCCAUCUCAGAAAUCUAUUUACCUUAUCACCUGGAAUUCAGUUUAUCCAGACAGAUCUGCAAUCUGCCAGCAUGCCUGAAUAGAAAUCCACUAUUCUUUCAUUUGCAUCACUUCUGAUUUAUUGAGAAGAGUAUUAUAAAAUUAAAAUCUGACAUGUACCAAUACUAUCUUUCUUGACAUCCUGCAAUAUGUGAGAAUACAAGUGCUUGAAACUGAGGCUCCCUGGAAUACUAAUUUACUGAGCCAAUGCAUAAAGUGUGGACCUCCUUCACAGUUGCUUUAACCCUGGUAUCGGGCAUUGUGUGAUAACAACCUUGGUUAAUUCCAGCUAUGGGCACAUUGCUGCUCCCUUCCACUUAGCAGUGGACACCAUCUCCUUCCUGUUGUUGCUGCAGAGAUGUCCCAAGGAAGGAAGCAGAUAGGAUCAGUUGCCGAGAUCAUGACAAAGUAGUAUGAUUUAGCUGCAUGCCUUUGCAGUGCUGAAUUCUUGCUUCCCUGACUUAGCUGUGCUUUUCAUUUUGAGCAACAUUACUGAUGGUUAUGAGUUUCUAAGGGGUGGAGGUGCAAACUUUUUAAAAAUUUCCCUCUUUGCUUUGAUCUCUGGUAGCAGUCACUCUGAUAUUUUGCUGCAGGAUCAAGUGGCAGCCAAGUGGGGAAGAACCUUGAGUUUCUGCAGCAUGCAAAUCCAGUUCACAGACACUCUUACAGCAGGAAGGUGUUGCAGAGCCCUUUCCAUCAGGCCCUCAUAAAAACAUCCUGUAUGAAGGGAAGCUUGCUGAGGCCUGACAGUCCAGGCCCGACUCUGGAGCCUCUGGUUAGAUUUCCCAAAUGCUUUCUAGCUGGCCAAUUCUGUUGAUGUGCAUGCAUGCCCUCUUCUACCUUGUGCACUGACUUUUCUAGAUUUGCUAUUUAAACUGCGGUGAUGUAAGGAAAUGGAUAUUUUAAAAAUAGGUAUGUAUUUUGGAGAAGUUCUAUUAAUAUAUUAUGGAUGUGAAAUGGUUCUUUUGAAUGCAAGGCUGUCUUUUUGAUUUUCUUAAGACUGUGAAGUAAAGAUAAGCUACAUCGAA
This is a messenger RNA of Hemicordylus capensis (graceful crag lizard), 3146 nucleotides long. It is a transcript of the gene WBP2, whose product is annotated as WW domain binding protein 2. Gene Ontology annotation, cellular component: nucleus. Gene Ontology annotation, biological process: positive regulation of DNA-templated transcription. The transcript is spliced from 8 exons. Lineage: Eukaryota; Metazoa; Chordata; Lepidosauria; Squamata; Cordylidae. Gene Ontology annotation, molecular function: transcription coactivator activity; chromatin DNA binding. The record is from RefSeq and is a predicted model, not a curated record. The coding region runs from base 27 to 887 and encodes 286 amino acids.